GUCCCAUAGCUCUUGCCCGGAGUCUAUCAUUUCCAAUAACGUAAAGGUUUGUGAGGUGUACAAGGAGAGAGAGGGGGUAGUGAAAGGAAGAUGCCCUCCCGCAGAAUCGGGUGGGUGCGCGUGCGCAAACGCGACUGAAAGCAGCAAUUGAAGAGGUGAGAACUAAGAGCAAGAAAAAAAGGGCCCCUGGCGUUGUGUAUCUUGACAGCUGCAGGCUUCGUCUUGGCUCUUCGUGACCAAGAUGGGAUCAAGCAAAAGCGGAGGCCAAGAUGGCCCGCCGCAGCAGGCGCAUACCGGGACUGUCACCGUGAGCGUGCGAGUGCGGCCUUUCUUGCCACGAGACCAGGGGCAGCGAAGUGUCAUCCGCAUGGUGCAACCAAAGGACAAAGAAAACCCGACAGUAGUCCUCGAUGUUUUGGCGCCACAACUGGUUGGUUCACCAAGAUUGGAACAAAAACUUUUUGCCUUCGACCACUGCUUCGAUGGCAAAUCCACGCAACAACAAGUUUUCGACACCAUCGGGAAGCAAAUCGUGGAGAACGCAGUCAACGGGUAAGCAAUAGCUGUACAAUUUGAUCAGCAUCUUGCGCUAGUGUAUGUGUCGGUUUCGCUGUGCUAGUUUAGAUCUGGUAGACAAGAAGUAGUACUAGUUCCAAGAAUAGCAACAGGUGAGGACGAAGCCCUUCCAAUUGUUCAGGUACAACGCCUGUGUUUUUGCGUACGGGCAGACAGGUAGUGGCAAGUCGUAUUCCAUUAUAGGGCCUGAAGAGGACGAGGGCCUGAUACCACGAGUCUCGCGGGAUCUGCCGUGGGCGAUGGAGGAUUUCCGUGUCACAGUGUCGUUUCUGGAAAUAUACUUACGAAACUGAUGUAAGUAGACAAAUGUUGAUUUUCUGAUUUUGAGAGUCUUCGAGUUUUAGAAGACCGAACACUCGGAAACUCUUAGACACUCACAAUUUAUUGUCACAAUAUGCUGUACUGCAUGAUGGGCAUGAGCACCAAUGUAUACAGGAUACAAUGCAAUCUUCCUCCUAAGCUGGUCGCUGCUCUAACAUGAAACGAGUCUCUUCGCGAUCUGUUGAACCCCGCGGUGAGAAAGAAGCCCUUGUACGUCCACCAACAUCCAAAGCUUGGUAUCUACGUUCCACACCUUCACGAAGCGCCGGUAACGGACCACCAGGAAGCCAUGUCAAGGCUUGAUUUUGGAGCAAAGAUUCGCGCGACGGCAUCCACUUGCAUGAACAAUCAAAGUAGUCGGAGCCAUUCGCUUUUUAUCGUGCGGAUGACGAGGUACAGUACUUGCACUCCUGUAGAAUUAGAAGUAGAAGAUUUGAUGGAGUGAUGAUGACCUCUGACCUCUGCUGUAUCCUGUGUAGUUCAUCAACAACAACAUUUUCUUGAAAAUAGUCCUUACAAAAGUUAGUACCCUUUACUUUUUCGUCGCUCCACUACCACUCCAUAGGAACGUCGAGAAGGUGAUAAUAACAUCUUCGAUUAACCUGAUCGAUCUGGCGGGUUCCGAGCGGGUAAAAAAAGCGGGGCACCACAGGGGUGGCAGAAUGCUGGAAUCAUCGUCUAUCAAUUCUAGUCUUUCUGUUCUGGGCCACGUCAUCAGCAAACUGGCAGUCGACUCUAUCAAGAAGGGACAGCACGUACCUAUUUUUGAAAUCUCCUCUGAAAUCUCGAGUCUUGGUUAGUAUUAGUUUCCAGAGUUAUUUGAUAAGUUUGUUAGAAUUUUAUUCUGGGGAAGAUUAGCAAUGGGUCGUUUGCUUAUAAAAUUCUCAAGAACUUCUACGGUGGUCUUCUAAGUAUACUGAAAAGAUCUCUACCCGACGACGAACAUCCUCAGAGCAUUGCAGGUCCCUUUCCGACAGUCGAAGUUGACGUAUCUGUUGCAGGAUGCCCUGUCAGGAAACUCGAAGACGUGGAUGAUAGCAAACAUCAGUCCAGCCCAGUCAGAAACAGAGGAGACGCUGAGCACGCUCAGGUACGAAUGGAAUUUGAGGCCCUUUCAUUCGUUGGCUGGAAUGAUAUAAGGUAGUUACAACAGUUGUGUAGUCCAUCUGAGGAAAUUUCCGUGGAUGUUGAGACAAAACAAGGUUAAAUUAGACAUCGUCCACAUCUUCUUGCCAGGUUCGCCCAGUCCGCGAAGAAGGUGAAGUUGACAGCGAGCAUCAAUCAGCAGGACGAGGCCGAAACAGAUCUCAUGUUGCAGACUAUGAUGACAGAAAUCGAGGAGCUGCGAACCGAGCUGCAUCGUCUACCGUCUAGUCCGAAGGCAGGGAGGCUCAGACGGGAAAUGGAAGCCAUGGAAAGUCUCAACGCUGCUGCGAUCACAAAAUACGACCGCCGUGGUUGGGACGACGCUCGUAGAAGAGAAAAAGAGCAGGAGCUCAUGCGGCAAGAGGUACAACUAAACCUGACAUGAUCUCCCCUAAUCGAUUUGUUAGUCUUAGCAGUAGCUGCUUGGGAACCUGUGUGGCCGUCUCUUAAGCUGCCUGUUGAAUCGUCCAAUGAUCAGAUUUUCAUCCCGAGUGAAAUAGUAGUUUUUAGGUCCUCGCGAAUCUCCGUGUUGGGCGCAUGCAAGGCAUGGCGAGCGAGGAUCCUUACAUCUUGAAUAUAUCUGACGACGUUGCAGUGACAGGACGGCUCUUGUACCUUCUGGACGUACCGCAAACGCACAUUGGAAGCGCUGUGAGCAACCAGAUUCGUCUUUUAGGACUAGGGAUUGGCUCAGUAAUGUGCACGAUUCAUAGGGAAGAGGGAGCAAGCAAGCAAGAUAUCAAAUUGAGACUCGAAAAGCGGGAAACAGGAGGCCGACUAGUGAUUAAUGUUAUGAGAGGGAAUGUAUAAGCGAACAGAUGAGGUGGCUGUGGAGGUGCGGCUUGUUGUAGCUUCUGUCAUCGCGUAAAGUCGCAGUUACAACUAGUUUUCCUAAUGUCCAGAAUAGGUACUUUUUGAACAGAGUUGGCUUUAAGAAAAGGCAGGAAGUGGCGGACGGCAGCUCAGUGGCUCUGAAGCACGGCGAUCGGCUGGUAGUCGGGCGUGCGUUCAGUUUUCGUCUAGUAAUGCCAGGUAUGGCGAACGCAGGCGAUACGCAGGCUGAGAGCCUUCCGCCGCCACAAACGUUAGACCCAGAGCUGAAGAAACUGCAAGACGCCGUUGAUGAAAGCAAUGAGUUGAUACGCGAGCUCCUUGGAGACUCUGGACCGCACCUCUCCGUUGGCGUGCUCAGUUCCCCACCUCCAAGUAGCACUGGUACGGUCUUAAGCAAUGCAGGAGGAGCGUCGUCAGGUGGCAGUGCCGGGGGAAGUGGCAAGGGCGUAGGAGGUGGGUCGUCAUCAUCCAGCGAAGAGUCCGUGGUUCGAGAAAGUGUAGGAGGCAGCAGUAGUAGCACCGCGGCGGCAGGUGGCACGAACGUUGAUCUUGCAAGCAACCAAGCGGUUUUCACAGGACAAGGCGACGCGCAGUCAUCCUCUGCUAUCGGAGGUGGCGGAACCAGAACGAAUUUGUCCGAUUCCAACAAUUAUGACACGAAUUGAGAAGAUGAAGAGGGGGCUCUCUGCAACUUGAAUUCUUUAGAAGCUCUAGCACAAACAAGCAACUGUAGACUACGCGAAAGCCAGCUAGCUCCAGAACAAACUGCUUCUAAUCUUCUGAGCUUCUAGCAUCUUCUCAUCUUAUAAUCUUCUAGAACAAACUUCUUCUAAUCUUCUAGCAGGCAAGGCGGGUCGUCCGCAGCUAAUGAGCGGGUUCACGUGAUCCAGCAGCGCGACGAACAUGGAACACUUGUUGCGGUGUGGUUACAGAGCGCCUUUCAGUGUCGCCUUGAAAUCAUGCGCGACCUCUAUCAACAACAUCUCUUAUGUUGAGACCACUUCUUCAGCAGGCUUUCUAAAGAUUUCUGAGGAACAUCAAGACGAGCAUCGGAUUUUCAGUGGCAACUUAGAUGUGAAACCAUGGGUUUUCUUUUCCCGAUCCAUUUCUAAGACAGGAAAAUAUCCGAUUGCAGCAGGCAAAGGCAGAUGGUACGGCGACCGAAGUCACGGACAGCGGUGCCGAGGAAGAUCCAUCUGCGGAUAGCAGCAGCAAUAGGGAUGUUGAUGUUCUUGGCAGCUCCAACGGCGGGACAUUGAUGAUUAUGGUUCUAAGUAGAAGAUGUGUAGCUGAAUCUUAACGACCUACUAUAGUACACAGGCAGCGGCGACCGACUCAAGCAGCAACUAAGUACUAAGUACGGUUUCAUCUUAUUUUCCCUUUCCUCUAAGAAAUACCAGGAAAGCAGCAGGAGAGCAGACGGGGUGUCGGUUACAGGCCAGCGUACAGGAAAGAAAGAGGCCUGGGGCGAGGGCGGUGGGCGAGGGAAGGAGGAUUCCCGAGAUCAGGAUACUCUUCAGGCAACGCAGGUUUGGGAGCCGGGAUCUACAAAUAUCAUGUAGAUCUUGUGCUGUAGUACGAUGACGUUUGAUUAGCCUGUUAUACUAGAGAUAUUUUGUCGACUACUUAGAAAAAGUGAUAAGCAAAACCACUUACGUUUUAUAGUGUCGUUUGGAAGUAUUUUUACGCGUGUUCGAAGCCAGUGAAGAUUUGAAAGCAAAAAUUUCGCUCCUACGCAAAAGAGAUUUAUUGAACCACCGUGUUUGUAAUCCUAUCUCAGAAAAUACCAGCAUAAGAAACAUCAGAAAUUCGCAAUGGGCUAUUGCAUUAUCUACCACAGACUCCAGUCAUUUUUACGGGAACUCAGACCACAGAUACUUGUGAUGUCAGUCAAUUUUUUAGAGAGUGGAAACGGAAGACGCAGCGAACUUCGAGAACGACACUGUCUUUUGAUUUGAA
Molecule: messenger RNA, 4836 nt
Organism: Amoebophrya sp. A25
Lineage: Eukaryota; Dinophyceae; Syndiniales; Amoebophryaceae
Source: the annotation of a GenBank genome assembly